Molecule: messenger RNA, 11195 nt
Organism: Orcinus orca (killer whale)
Lineage: Eukaryota; Metazoa; Chordata; Mammalia; Artiodactyla; Delphinidae
Gene: UPF3A
Product: UPF3A regulator of nonsense mediated mRNA decay
Exons: 11
Coding region: 73-1686 (537 amino acids)
Biological process (GO): nuclear-transcribed mRNA catabolic process, nonsense-mediated decay; positive regulation of translation
Cellular component (GO): nucleolus; cytoplasm
Molecular function (GO): telomeric repeat DNA binding
Source: RefSeq, a predicted model, not a curated record
GGUGGGGCGGCGCAGUCCUCGCGAGAUUUCGGCCCUGACGAGAGGCUGAAGCGGCUCGGCGGCGGGUCUGGGAUGCGCUCGCAGAAGGAGGGAGAGGGGGGCCCAGGGUUGCCCGUUACUACGCGGGGUCCGAGCGGGAAGGAGAAGCCGUCGCCCACAGAAAGCCACUUCCGCCGGGAGUCUCAGCGGCGGGAGCCUGAAGCGCCAGUAGCCUGGUCCUCCGGCUGUGGGGGCGGUGCAGUCGAACCUCGCGAGGAAAAGAGGACGGUCCUCAGCAAGGUGGUCAUCCGGCGGCUUCCUCCCAGCCUCACCAAGGAGCAGCUGGAACAGCAGCUUCACCCCCUUCCUGCACACGAUUACUUCGGGCUCUUUACUGCUGAUCUCAGUCUUUAUCCUCAUCUCUAUUCAAGAGCAUACAUUAAUUUUAGAAAUCCUGAUGACAUCCUGCUUUUUAGAGAUCGUUUUGAUGGAUAUAUCUUCAUUGACAGUAAAGGCCUAGAAUAUCCUGCAGUGGUAGAAUUUGCUCCAUUCCAGAAGACAGCCAAAAAGAAGCUAAAGAAAAAAGACACCCAAGCUGGAAGCAUUGAAGAUGAUCCAGAAUAUAAGAAGUUUUUAGAAACUUACUGUGUGGAGGAGGAGAAAACUAAUGCCAAUCCUGAAACUCUUCUGGGGGACAUAGAGGCAAAGACAAGAGAACUUAUUGCUAGAAGAACCACACCUCUUUUGGAGUACAUUAAAAGUAGAAAAUUAGAAAAGCAGAGAAUUCGAGAAGAAAAGCGAGAAGAACGGAGGAGGAGGGAGUUGGAAAGGAAGCGCUUACGGGAAGAAGAGAUAAGAAGGAGAAGGGAAGAGGAGAGAUGUAAGAGGAGAGCAGCGGAAAAACAGCAGAAAACUGCUGAGAAAGAAAUAAGGAGGAAGCUUCUCAAGAAAUCAGAAAAGGGAGAGGAGUCAAGCACUGAGAAGCCAAAAGAAAGAGGAGAGGAAAUUGACACCAGAGGUGGGAAACAGGAACUCGGUCCCAGCUGUGUAGUCGUGAAGCCCAGGCCCUUGGAGAGCUCGCUGCAGGAGCUCAGGGAAAAGUCAGAAAAUGACAGUGAUAAAGAGCAAAGGGACGUGGAGAGAAGAUUCCAAGAAAAAGAACUUGAAGCACAAAGAUACCACUUGGAUGACAGCAGAAAACAUAGAGCUCACUAUGAGUUGGAUAAGUUUUCAGGAAGAAGCAAAGAAGAGCUGAAAAGGGGGAAAGGAUUCACCCCAGACCGAGGGAAGAAGGGGAGCCAGGAUGGGGGCGGCCCUGUGGGGGCAGCAGAGACACCAGGAAGGGAGAAGAGUGAAGAUGAGCUGGCACCCAAGAAGGAGGACGCGGGAAGCAAGGACCGACCAGGCUUGCAGCUGUACCAGCCCAGAGGUGGCAUCCGAGCCCGUGAAUGUGAUGGAAGACCCCCUGAGGAGGGCCGUGACGGGAGGAGGGGUGAGGUGGAAGAUUCACCAGGGGCUGGAGCUGAGAAGAGCGAAGAGGCAGACUGUCAGAGUAAUAACAUCAACACACAUCAUUUUAGCCUCUGGAAAACUCCACUAUACACCCGUGAGAAGAUCACAGUAAAAAGGCGAGUAAUGUCUUUUAGUCUCUUAAUGAGUAAUUAUACCCAAGGGAGGGACCAAGAUGGUGACAUUGGAGGCUCCUGAACGUCCCUCCUCCCAUAGACACACCAAAUGUACAGCUACACACACAGAAGUUCCCUCAGAGAAAAAUCCAGAAACUAGCCAAGCGACUCCUACACACCAGACAAAUGAGUCAAUACCCACAUCGAAACAGGUGGGAAAGUCGGAGACAACCUCUCACCAUAAGCCCAAACCCCAGCACAGCACCAUACAAUCGCAAGGGAACCCCCAGUUCCCAGCUUUUUCCUGAAGAAAAGCUAGGGCUGCCACAUCUAGCACCCCGACUUUUAAGGCUCCCCAUCUGAGGGAUGGACCUUUAAAUCACCUGGUUCUGAAAGCCAAUGGGGCUUCUGUCCAUGAGACCCACAAGACAGGUGUGCAUGAGAGCCCUCUCUGCAGCUAUCCCCCCAGGUCUCCGCACAGGAGCAGGCAAAAACGCUCAUCUACCAGAUUCUCCUUGGAAGGGUUUGACUGCGUACUCUUCUGGUUGCUACUUGAGAGCCCAGAUUCUAAUCAGCCUGCACGUGCGUGGAAGUGGACUGAGACAUUGAUGGGUCUUGGCACACCUUCCACUACUGGAAGCCACUAAGAACAAAGACAGUAGCAUGGACAAUCAUAAAGGUUUGAGAGGCAACCACAUACUCCGGCCAAGCUGAUUGACAAGGUUUAUCUCCUACAUGAGACUAGUCUGUCCAGACUGGGAGAGGUGGCUGUUUUAUCUAAUGCACAGAAACCAACACAGAGACUCAAGGAAAAUAAGAAAUAGGGGAAUAUGUUUGAAACAAAAGAACAAGGUAAAUAUCUCAAAACUGAUCUUAAUGGAGAUAUGUGAUUUACCCAGUAGAGUUCAAAAUAAUGGUCACAAAGGUACUCACUGAGGUCAGGAGAGCAAUGCAGGAGCACUGUAUGAAUUUCAACAAAGAUAUAGAAAAUAUUAAAAAGUACCAAACAGAAAUCAUAGAGCUGAAUCUUAUAAUAACUAAACUGAAAAUUUCAAUAGAGGAGUUCAACAGCAGACUAAAUCGAGUGGAGGGAAGGAUCAGUAAACUCAAAGGUAGGGCAGUAGAAUUCAUCCAGUCAGAGGGGCAAAAAGAAAAAAAAAAAAGAGUAAAGAUAGCUUAAGGGACUUAUAGGAUACCACAAGAAGACCAAUAUGUGCAUUAUAGGGGGUCCCAGAAGGAGAAUAGGGAGGGAAAGGGGUAGAAACGUUAUUUAAAAAAUAAUAAUAAUGGCUGAAAACUUCCAUAACCUGUGGAAAGAAACACCCAGAUACAGGAAGCCUAAAGAAUACCAAAUAAGAUGGAUUCAAAGUGACCCACACUGAGACAUAUUAUUAUAUUGUCAAAAGUUAAAGAAGACAGAAUCUUAAAAGCAGCAAGAGAAAAGCAACUUGUUAUGCACAAGGGAACCGUCACAAGACUGUCAGUGGAUUUUUCAGCAGGAACUUUGCAAGUCAGAAGGGUGUGGGAUGUUAUAUUCAACAUACUGGAGGGGAGGGUGGGAAAACACCAACCAAGAAUACCCGGCAAAGUUGUCCUUCAGAAUUGAAGGAGAAUAAGGAGUUUUCCAGACAAAGCUGAAGGAAUUCAUCACCACUAGACUAGCCUUACAAGAAACGUUAAUAGGAGUUCUUCAAGCUGAAACAAAAGGCCACUGAUUACCAACAGGAAAACAUAUGAAAGUAUACAACUCAGUGGUGCAAAGGUAAAUACAUACUUAAAUUCAAAAUGUUCUAAUAUUGUCAUGGUAGUGGGUAAAUCACUUAUAACUAGUAUAAAGGUUAAAAGGCAAAAGUUUUAAAAUAACUAUAACUACAAUAAUUUGGUAAUGGCUACACAAUAUAAAUAGAUGCAAAUUGUGACACCAAGAAAAAAAUGUGGGAUGGGGAAGUAAAAAUAUAGAGCUUUUGUAUGCCUUCGAAGUUAAGUUGUUAUCAGCUAAAAGUGAACUGUUUUAAUAUGUUUUAUGUAAGCCUCAUGGUAACCACUAAGCAAAAACCUGAUGUAGAUACACAAGGCAUAAAGAGAAAGGAAUCAAAACAUAACUUUAAAGAAAAUCAUCAAGUCAGAAAGCAUGAGAGCAAAAGAGGAAGAAAGGAACUUCAAAACAGCCAGAAAACAAUUAACAAAAUGGCAAUUGUAAGUUCAUAUCAAUAAUUACUUUAAAUGUAAAUGAACUAAAUUCUCCAGUCUAAAGACAGAGUGGUUCUUUUAGUCAAUGUAGUAUUGGAGGUCCUAGCCACAGCAAUCAGACAAGAAAAAGAAAUAAAAGGAACCCAAAUUGGAAAGGAAGAAGUAAAACUGUCACUGUUUGCAGAUGACAUGAUACUAUAUAUAGAAAACCCUAAGGACGACACCAGAAAACUACUAGAGUUCAUGAAUGAAUUCAGUAAAGUUUCAGGAUACAAAUUAAUACACAGAAAUCUGUGCAUUUCUAAACACUAACAACAAGUUGUCAGAGAAAUUAAGGAAACAAUCCCACUUACCAUGACAUCAAAAAGAAUAAAAUACCUAGGAAUAAACCUAUAUAAGGAGGUAAAAGACUUGUACUUGGAAAACUAUAAGACACAUAAAUUGAGGAUGACACAAACAGAUGGAAAGAUAUACUGUGUUCAUGGAUUGGAAGAAUUAAUAUUGUUAAAAUGAUUAUACAACCCAAGGCAAUCUACAGGUUCAGUACAAUCCCUAUCAAAAUACCAACAGCAUUUUUCACAGAACUAAAACAAUUUUAAAAUUUGUGUGGAAACACCAAAGACCCCAAAUAACCAAAAGAAUCUUAAGAACAGAGCUGGAUGUAUCAUGCUCCCUGACUUCAGACUAUACUACAAAGCUAUAGUAAUUAAAACAGUAUGGUACCAGCACAACAACCAGACACACAGAUCCGUGGAACAGAAUAGAGAGCCCAGAAAUAAACCCAUGCCCUUAUGGUCAAUUAAUCUACGAAAAAGGAGGCAAGAUUAUACAAUGGCAAAAAGACAGUCUCUUCAAUAAGUGAUGCUGGCAAAACCAGAAAGAUACAUGUAAAGCAGUAAAAUUAGAACAUUCUCUAACACCAUAUACAAAAAUAAACUCAAAAUGGAUUAAAGACUUAAAGGUAAGCCCAGAAACCAUAAAACUCCUAGAAGAAAACAUAGGCAGAACACUCUUUGACAUAAAUUGUAGCAAUCUUUUUGUGGCUCUGUCUCCUAAAGCAAGGAGCAAUAAAAGCAAAAAUAAAUAAAUAGGACCUAAUUACACUUAAAAGCUUUUGCACAGCAAAGGAAACCAUCAACAAAGUGAAAAGACAAUCUACUGAAUGGGAGAAAAUAUUUGCAAAUGAUAUGACCAAUGAGGGGUUAAUAUCCAACAUAUAUAAACAUCUCAUACAACUCAACAUCAAGAAAACAAACAACCCAAUUAAAAAAUGGGCAGAAGAACUGAAUAGACAUCUUUCCAAAGAGGAAAUGCAGAUGGCCAACAGGAACAUGAAAAGAUGCUCAAGAUCGCUAAUCAUCAGGGAAAUGCAAAUCAAAACCACAAUGAGAUACCACCUCACACCUGUCAGAAUGGCUAUCACCAAAAAGAACACAAAUAACAAAUGUUGGCGAGGAUGUGGAGAAAAGGGAACCCUAUUCAUACAUUGUUGGUGGGAAUGUAAAUUGGUGUAGGCACUCUGUAAAACAGUAUGGAGGUCCUCAAAAAACUAAAACUAGAACUGUUUGACCCAGCAAUUCUACUCCUGGGUAUAUAUCUGAAAAAAAAACCACUAAUUCAAAAAGAUGCUUGCACCCCAGUGUUCAUAGCAGCACUAUUUACAAUUGCCAAUGUACAGAAGCAACCUGUGUCCAUCAACAGAAGAAUGGAUAAAGAAGAAGGGAUAUACAUAUACACACACACAUACAUACACACACUGGAAUACUGCUGAGCCAUAAAAAAGAAUGAAAUUUUGCCAUUUGCAGCAACACGGAUGGACUUCAAGGGCAUUAUGCUAAGUGGAAUAAGUCAGACAGAGAAAGACAAAUACUGUAUGACAUCACUUAUGUGUAGAAUCUAAAAAAGAAAACUAGUGAAUAAAACAAAAAAGAAAGACUGGCAGAUAUAGAGAACAAAUUAGUGGUUACCAGUGGGGAGGGGCAGGAAGGAAGGGCAAGAUAGGAAUAGGGGAUUAAGAGGUACAAGCUAUUAUGUACAAAAUAUUUACGUACAAGGAUGUAUUAUUGUACAACACAGGGAAUAUAACCAGUAUUUUAUAGUAACUAUAAAUGGAAUAUAUUAACCUUUAAAAAUUGUGAAUCACUAUGUUGCACACCUGUAACUUAUGUAAUAUUGUACAUCAACUCUACAUCAAUUUUAAAAAAAAGAAAAAGAAAAAAGGAGUGGCUGAAUGGAUGGAAAAAAAAAGAUCCAACUCUAUGCUGCUUCAAAGAGACUCAUUUCAGCUUUAAGAGCACACACAGACUGAAAGUGAAGGGAUGGAAUAAGAUAUUCCAUGCAAAUGCAAACCAAAAGAAAGUAGGUUUAGCUAUGCUUAUAUCAGACAAAAUAGACUUUAAGUCAAAAAUUGUAAUGAGACAAAGAAGGUCAUUAUACAAUGAUAAAGGAGCUAAUUCAUCAAGAGGAUUUAACAAUUAUAAAUAUUUAUGCACCCAACAUUGGAGCACCUAAGAUAUAUAAAGCAAAUAUUAACAGAUAUGAUGGGAGGAAUAGAUAGCAAUGAGAUAAUAGUGGGGACUUCAAGACCCACUUUCAACAAUGGCUGAUCAUCCAGACAGAAAAUCAAUAAGGAAACAUUGGACUUAAACUACACAUUAGACCAUAUGGACCUAACAGAACAUGUCAACCAACAGCAGGAGAAUUCACAUUCUCCAAAAUAGAUCAAAUAUUAGAUCACAAGACAAGUCUUAAUAAAUUUAAGAAGAUUGAAAUCAUAUCAAGCAUCUCUUCCAACCACAAUGGUAUGAAACUAGAAACAAUUAGAAGAAGAAGAUUGGAAAAUUCAAAAAUGUGUGGAGAUUAAACAACAUGCUUCUGAAAAACCAAUGGGUCAGAUAAAUCAAAAAAUAUCUGAGACAAAUGAAAAUGGGAACAUGACACAUCAAAACUUAUGAGAUGCAGCAAAAGCAGUUCUACGAAGGAAGUUUAUAGUGAUAAAUGCCUACAUCAAGAAAAAAGAAAGACCUCAAAUAAACAACCUAACUUUACACUUCAAGGAACCAGAGAAAGAACAACAAACUAAGCCCAGAGUUAGUAGAAAGAAGGAAAUCACAAAGAUCAGACCAGAAAAAAAGGAAGUAGAGACUAAAAAAGAAAAAUCAUUUUUUUAAAGAUCAAUAAAACUGAGAACUGGGUUUUUGUGGGUUUUUUAAUAAAGAAAAUUGAUAAACUUUUAGCUAGACUAAGGGGGAAAAAACAAGACAAAUAAAAUUAGAAAUGAAAAUAGGAGACAUUACAACUGAUAACAUAGAUACUGAGGCUCAUGAGAAACAACUAUGGACAGUUAUACACCGACAAAUUAUAUAAUCUAGAAGAAGUGGAUAAAUUCCUAGAAACUAUAACCUGCCAAGAUUGAAUCAUGAAGAAGUAGAAAAUCUAAACAAUUACUAGGGAGGAGGUUGAAUCAGUAGUCAAAAACUUCCCAACAAACAAAAGUCCAGGACCAGAUGGCUUCACUGGUGAAAUCUACUAAACAUUUAAUGAAGAAUUAAUACCAGUCCUUCUCAAAUUCUUCUAAAAAGUAGAACAGAUCAGGAUGCUUCCAAACUCAUUUUAUGAGACCAGCAUUACUCUGAUACCAAAGCCAGGCAAAGACACUACAAGAAAAGAAAAUCACAAGCCAAUAUCCCUGAUGAACAUUGAUGCAAAAAUCCUCAACAAAAUAUUAGCAAGCCGAUUUGACCAGUACAUUAAGAGGAUCAUACACUAUGUCAAGUGUGGUUUAUCCAGGGAUAUCAGGAUGGCUCAAUAUACACAAAUCAGUCAAUGUGUGAUACACCACAUUAACAUAAUGAUGGAUAAAACUCAUAUGAUCAUCUCAAUAGAUACAGAGAAAGCAUUUGACAAAAUUCAAUGUCCUUUCAUGGUAAAAACUCUUGAGAAACUGGGUAUAGAGGGAAGGUCCCUAAACAUGUUAAAGGUCAUAUAUGCAAACACACAGCUAACAUCAUACUCAACAGUGAAAAGCUGCAAGUUUUUUCCAUAAGAUCAGGAACAAGGCAAGGAUGCCCACUCUCAUAACUUUUUUCAACAUAGUACUGGAAGUCCUAGCCAGAGCAAAUAGGCAAGAAAAAGAAAUAAAAGGCAUCCAAAUUAAAAAUAAGUCAAAUAUUCUGUUUGCAGAUGACAUACUAUGUACAGAAAACACUAAACAUGCCACAAAAAAUCUGUUAGAAAUAAUAAAUGGAAACAGUAAAAUUGCAGGAUACAAAAUCUGUAUACAGAAAUCAGUUUGUUGUUAGUGUAUAGAAAUGCACCUAUCAGAAAGAGAAAUUAAGAAAACAAUCCCAUUUAAAUAGCGUCAAAGAGAAUUAAAUACUUAGGAAUAAAUUUAACCAAGAAGGUAAAAGAUUAUACACUGAAAACUAUAAAAUUCAUAAAAGAAUUAAACACAAAUAAGUGGAAAGGCAUUCCAUGUUCAUAGGUUGGAAGAAUUAAUAUUGUUGAAAUGUCCAAAAGGGCUUCCCUGGUGGCACAGUGGUUGAGAGUCUGCCUGCCGAUGCAGGGGACACAGGUUCGUGCCCCGGUCCAGGAAGAUCCCACAUGCCGCAGAGCGGCUGGGCCCGUGAGCCAUGGCCACUGAGCCUGCGUGUCCGGAGCCUGUGCUCCACAACAGGAGAGGCCACCACAGUGAGAGGCCCGUGUAUCCAAAAAAAAAAAAAAAAAUCCAAAAGAAGACCAAAAAGGACUUCAAAUAACCAAAGCCAUCUUGAGAAAGUAGAACAAAGCUGGAGGCAUCAUGUUCCCUGAUUUCAAAUUAUAUUACAAAGCUAUAGUAAUCAAAACAGUAUGGUAUUGGCAGAAAAACAGACACAUGGAGCAAUGGAACAGCAUAGAGAGCUCUGAAAUAUACCCAUACAUAUAUGAUCAAUUAAUGUUCAAGAAAGGAGCCAAGAAUACAAUUGGGAAAGGAUAGUCUCUUCAAUAAAUGGUGUUGGGAAAACUGGACAGCCACAUGCAAAUGAAAACGGAGCAAUUUCUUACACCAUACACAAAAGCAACUGAAAAUGUGUUAAAGACUUGACUAUGAGACCUGAAACCACAAAACUCCUAGAAAAAAACAUGGGGGCAAGCUCCUUGACAUUGGUCUUGGCAAGAUUUUUUGCAUUUGACACAAAAAGCAAAGGCAACAAAAGCAAAAAUAAACAAAUGCUACUACAUGGAACUAAAAAGCUUCUUCACAGCAAAGGAAACCAUCAACAAAAUAGGAAUUGGGAGAUUGGGAUUGACAUAUAUACACUAAUAUAUAUAAAAUAGAUAACUAAUGAGAACCUGCUGUAUAGAACAGGGAACUCUACUAAAUGCUCUGUGGUGACCUAAAUGGGAAGGAAAUCCAAAAAAGAGGGGAUAUAUAUAUACAUAUAGCUGAUUCACUUUGUUGUACUGCAGAAACUAACACAACAAUGUAAAGCAACUAUACUCCAAUAAAAAUUAAUUUGAAAAAAAAUAUCUGAACUAAACACCUUUUCAAAUAAUUGUGAAGGAAGUGAUGUUUAAAAAUAAAUUACAGGGACUUCCCUUGUUGUCCAGUGUUAAAGAAUCUGCCUUCCAAUGCAGGGGACGUGGGGUCGAUCCCUGGUUGGGGAAGUGAGAUCCCACAUGCCGUGGGGCAACUAAGCCUGCGUGCCACAACUACUGAGCCCGCGUGCCUCAAUGAGAGAGCCUGCAUGUGGCAAACUACAGAGCCCACGGCGCUCUGGACCCCAUGCACCACAACUAGAGAGAAGCCUGCACACCACAACGAGGACCCCGUGUGCCACAAAUAAGACCCGACACAGCGAAAAAAAUUAAGAAAAAUAAGUAAAUAAUAAAAAAUAAAUUACAAUAGAAGAGGUUAAAAAAAAGCAACCUAUGGAAUGGGAGAAAAUGUUUGCAAACCACAUGUCUGGUAAGGGGUUAAUGCCCUAAAUAUACAAGUAACCCAUACAGCACAACAGCAAAGAAAAACCGAACCACUUACAGACUGUCCCCAGCUUAAAAUGGUUUGACUUGCGAUUUUUUAAGUUUACAAUGGUGUGAAAGCAAUAUACAUUCAGUAGGAACUUUGAAUUUUGAUCUUUUCCCAGCUAUCAAUACGCAGUACAAUACUCUCUCAUGACGCUGGGCAGUGUCAGUGAGCUGCAACUCCCAGUCAGCCAGGCAAUCACAAGGCUGAACAACCCAUUUAUACACUUACAACCAUUCUGUACCCAUACGACCAUUCUGGCUUUGACUUUUAGUACAGUAUUCAGUAAAUUACACGAGAUACUCAAUACCAUAUUAAAAAUAGCUUUUUAUUAGAUGAUUUUGCCCAACCGUAGGUUAAUGUAAGUGUUCUGAGCAUGUUUAAGAUAGGCUAAGCUAACUGCGAUGUUUGGUAGAUUAGGUGUAUUAAAUGCAUUUUUGACUUAAUGAUAUUUUCAACUUAUGAUGGCUUAAUUGGGAUAUAACCCCACCAUAAGUCAAGGAAGAGCUAUACCCAGUUUAAAAAUGGGCAAAGGACCUGAACAGACAUACUGCCAAAGAAGAAAUACAGAUGACCAACAGGUACAUGAAAAGGUGCUCAAUAUCACUAGUUACCAGGGAAAUACAAAUCAAAACCACGAGAUAUCACCUCAUGCCUGCCAGAAUGGCUAUUGUCAAAAAGACAAGAGAUAAGUGUUGGCGAGGGUAUGGAGAAAAGGGAGCCCUGGUGCACUGUUGGAGGAAUGUAAACGGAUACAUACUAUGGAAAACAGUACAGAGGUUCCUCAAGAAAUUAAAAAUAGCACUGCCGUAUGAUCCUGCAGCCCCACUUCUGGGUGUGUAUCCAAAGGAAACAAUCCCGAUAUUGAAGAGACAUCUGCAUCCCCAUGUUCGCUGCAGUAUUAUUCACAAUAGCCAAGGUAUGGAAACAACCUAAGUGUCCAUCGAUGGAUGACUGAAUAAAGAAAAUGUGAGAUAUCUACAUAGAUAUAGAUAUCUAUAGAUAUAUCUCUAUCUAUCUAUAUGCAACAAAAUAUUAUUCAGCCUUAAAGAAGAAGAAAAUCCUGCCAUUUUCAACCAUAUGGAUGAACCUGGAGAGCAUUAUGCUAAGUGGAAUAAGCCAGACAGAGAAAGACAAAGACUACAUGGUAUCACUUAUAUUUGGAACCUAAAAAAAAAGUUGAACUCAUAGAAACAGAGUAGAUUGGUGGCUACCAGGGACCGGGGCAUGGGGAAAGUAGGGAGAGGUUGGUAAAAGGGUACAAACGUUGAGUUAUCAGAUGAAUAAGGUCUGAGGAUCUAAUGUAUAAUAUGGUGACUGUAGUUGAUAACACUGUAUUCUAUAAUUGAAAUUUGCUGAGUAGAACUUGUAUUCUAAUCAAAAAAAAAAAAAGUAAA